AUGGUGGUGCCGCGGGGGCGCAACGCAGUAGCUCUGUACUGGACCGCGACAGCCAGCAACAGCAUCGUCGCUGCGUCGCUGCGUUGUGGCGGGAGUUUAAACCGACCUUCGGAGGUGAGGCCCGCAGCACACCGGCCUGGAGCAGACGCCCAGGACCUACGCGGGACACUUCGAGGCCAAGAUGACUUGUGGCUACAAUUUGUUUCAUGUCUCAAGGACCCAUUCACUUCUGUUUUUCGUGCCAUUUUCACGCUGGUGGUCAGUGAGGUCGGCCCAGGGCUGCUGCUACACAGGCAGAGCGGUCUGACGAGCAGUGCUAGGUCCACGCCAGGGAUCCAUACCUGCAAACCCCGGACUGCCGAAGUGGAGCCCACGAACUUAACCACUACGCCACUGGGUUGGCCCCUUGUUUUGAGCUUCACGGUUAAGCACCUGCCUUAUUCUCUCUCUCUCCCAAAGAGCACUGGUCCUGUGGAAAAGGGGGCCAGGAGGUCAGUUCUGCAAUCUGGCCUGAGCUCAGCUGGGCGGUUCUUCUGUUUACCUGGUAUCUGCUGGGGCUGGAAUGUCCAAGAGGGCUUCUUCAACUCACAUUUCCAGCACUUCAGCUGGAAUGGCUGGAACAGUGGGGGCUGGCUGGGCUCACCUGUCUCUCCAUGUGGUCUCUUCAUCAGGGUAGCUGGGCCUCUUUACCAGGUAACUCAGGACGUCAAGAGACAGUGUCCCAAGAGGACAAACCUCAGCAUUCAAGCACUUGUCAAGCCUCUGCUUGUGUCGCUCUUGCUAAUGUCUCAUUGGCCAAAGCAAGUCACAUGGCCAAUCCCAGAGUUAAUAUGUGAGGGACUAUAAAAGAGCAUGGGGGCCGGCCCGGUGGUGCAGCGGUU
Molecule: messenger RNA, 881 nt
Organism: Equus quagga
Lineage: Eukaryota; Metazoa; Chordata; Mammalia; Perissodactyla; Equidae
Exons: 6
Coding region: 1-846 (281 amino acids)
Source: RefSeq, a predicted model, not a curated record